AUGGCCCGCGGAGUGGACAGCCUCGCCCUGCCGGGCGAGGACUUCUGCGCGGCGCACCGGCCGUUUGGCAUGGACUCCGCCGGGGUGGCGGCCGCGGACCCAGCCGCCGCUGCUCCAGCUGCCGUGGCGGAGAGCAUGGACACUGACGACGACACGGAGGGGUCAGGCCUCACCCAGGCUGCAGAGGCGCUGCAGCUGGCUGGAGCCCCGGUUGCACCUGGACUUGAUCCCCCAGCAGCUGCCGGAGCGCACCCCGCCGGCAUCGCCGCUGCUGCUGCCGCCUCGCCUGCCGCGCUGCCGUCCGCAGGUCAGCAGUCUGGUUCUCCCCAGCUCCUCCUAUCCGUGCACGACUUCCAGGAGCUCCUUGAGGCGGAGGCCCUCCAGUACGUCGAGCUCGUCCAGGCGGGCAGGACGGCUUCCGAACAGCAUCGUACCGCAGUGUCCUUCCCGGGAACUUGGCCGGACCUCAAGGCGAUCUUGGGCAAGCUCGCCUACAGGCUGGACGACUCUGAUCCUUGGGCGGACCGGGUCCUGGCCAACCAGGCGGACGUGAUGAUCUCGGCGGCGGCAGCGCACUGCGAGGCUUGCCUGCCCGACGUCCGCAUGGCUCGACGGCAGCUCCGCCCCGACCGCCUCCCGCAGUGGAAGGAGCUGGGAGGGGAUGCGUUAGCAGCUAUCCGGGCCCUGCCGGGCGCGGAAGGGCACGACUUCCUCACGCAAUGGUCACAGGUCCUCGACCCGCGGGGCCGCCACGCCCCCACGGUCGAGCGUCACCGUCGGCUGUCGGACCUCCUGGAGAAGGGCGACGCCCGCUUCCUCCAGGAGAUGAGGGGUCAGCAAUUGUUGGCCUGGGCGCCCGCCGACACUGGGGCGUUGCAGCGGAUCUUGUCACAGUUUCUGCGACGUGCCUCCACGGAGGCACCGACAUCGAUGUUGCUGAUCACGCCACUUCCCUUCUUUCCUGGGGCGGCUACGAUGACACAGAUACUCGACUUGUGGCACCACCCUCUGCUCGGGGAGAAGCACGCGGCGAUCGUCCAGGCCAUCCAUCUUCUUCCACAGCCGUUGGAGUACAUCCUCCCCGGACUGCGUGGACCUCGCCAUGUUCGGCAAGGAUUGGCUUGCUUCCGCAUCGCGCGCACGGGCCCGCGGAGCCCCCCGGCGAUUGUCUUAUCUCGGACCCCACUCCUGAAGACUACUGGCUCCGACAGUGUCACCAUCGACACUCCGUUGAACCUCCUGCCGACCCUCAUGUCCAAGUUGGCCACCUUGGAGGAGUUCCGGAGCAGUCCGAUUCGAGACCCCACGCGUAGCAUUGGCAGCACGAACGAGUCUCCCCGGACAUCCGUGGAGCUACUCCUCCCACCAGCCCUAUCGCAGCUUGGCAAGGAGCUCCUGGUCCGCAGGCUGCAGCGGUCGGUGCUUUCGCAAGGGAUGCUUAUCGGCCAUCGGAGCUUGUACGUGGCAGAGGACGCCAUGAUCCUCGAGUGUCUCUCACCUGCGGUGAUGCUGAAGGCCUGGCCGCUUUGCUCGGAGGCCCUUUUCCUCACCCCGAACAAGCUCCUGGUACGCACUGACGCUUCCGCAGAAACUUGGACUCAGUUGAUGGACGGGCUCUGCCGAGAGGGGGAGCUGAGUCUCAUCACGAAACUCCGUUGGAAGUCGAGCCGCACGGAGAUCAAUCUGAAGGCCUUUGACGGCAUCGAGACCACGCCGUCGGGCUUCUGGAAGCACUUGGCCUCCUACGACCCCGCUUGCCCACCAGGCCGCGCCCGGCUGUACCUCGCCAACCACACGGAGGUGGGGAAAGUGCACGAGGCACUCCACGGCCAGGUAUUGCAGGUGGGCGACGACUGGCUGGCCAUCUCGGGCCAGUACCUCGGCAAGCUCUCCCUGACAAUAUGGAACACGCAGGCGCUGUUCGCCGCAGACGGUUUCCGCCACAGGGAUAAGUCUCGACACGUGCACCGGCUCAUGGCCACGCACGAUGUGGGCGUCUGGUCCGAGAGCCAUGGCACGGCCGACCGGGGCGCCCUCUGGCGCGAGCCUCCUGGCUGCACCUCGUGGUGGUCCCCAGGCCCCUCCUCCGGGACGGCUGGCGUUGGCAUCACUGUCAAGACGGAUUUCUUCAAGCUGUUCGCACGCCGGGUCCACUUCGAGAUUAUAUUCCCUGGCCGCGCGGCGGUGCUGCGCCUCGACGGGGGCCAAGGCUCGCUGGACAUCUACACGGUGUACUUCCACACGGGGGACUCCACGCCUGCUGAGGACGUCGUGGAGGCCGGCUUCGACCCAGCCCAGCGCGUCCCCUCCAACUUCGAGCUCCGCGAGGCGUUGCGGCAUCGGCUGGCCCGCCGCCUCCGUCCCUGCGAGGAGGCUUUAAGCAUCCUUGGGGGGGGCUUUCAUCACGUACUCCGCCCGCCAGAGCGUGUCUGCAUCUCCACGGGCGCAGCCACGGGCCAUCGGGGCCACCGCGACGCCACCAGCUGGCGCACCUUGGUAGAGGUCCCCUACGGCAUCCACGAGCUCUACCAGCCGGAACACACGUACGCGGCACCAGACACCAGAGCGCGGCUGGACCGCGUGUGCUGCAACCAGUACGACGUCGAGUACCUCGACAAGGCUUGCGCCUGCACCGCCCUGGCAUGGUGCCCCGAGUUGUCCCGCCACCGCCCACUCAGCUUCCGGAAGUGCCCCGCGCAGCCGCGCGCAGACCGACCGGCGCCCCUCGGGGACCAGGCCCUCGAGCAUCCAGAUUUCCCCCGGCAGGUCACAUUAGCUUGGCAGGAGCUCCUUCACAACAACCCCGACGCGCACGCCCUGACCCGGCUCCAGCUGCUGAAGCAGGCGAUGCGCCAGGCGGAGCUGGCCCUGGCUUCCCAGGUGGGGUCCGCCCCCCCGGCGGAGCAGCUGGAUGACCGCAUCGGCGUGUGCAUGAAAUUCCUCAGGGCUUCGGAGGCCUGCAGUCCAGAACGUAUUUCCCGAUGCCUCGAGCGGUAUCCGCUCUUGCGGGAUAUGGUCGCGAAUCCUUACGACUUCACGUCCCCGCCGGGCCCUCGGCUUGCGCGGGUGCGUAGUCACGUGAUGGAGUUGCAGCGGGAUUUCACCAUGCAGGAGCUGAACAGGCUGCACGAGGACCUCCGCGAGCUGGAGCCGGCCCAAGCAGCGCGCCGGCGGCGGCGGAACCAGCAGCUGGUCUGCAAGCUCGCGCCGGGCCGCAGCUGUCAGCACUUCGCGCUGGACGCGCCUACCGGGGAGGCGACGACGGACCCCCAGGAGAUGCUCGGCAUUCUUCGCGGCCAUUGGUCCGAGGUCUUCCGCCGGAAGGACAUGGACACGUCCCUGCUGGACACUUGGUUGCGAGAAGAUGCGCAGCACCUCCCAGCCGACUACACCGACCACCUGCCCCACCUCGCUGUGCCGCGUCGUGCAUUCCGGCAGGCGAUCCGCAAGUCGGGGAACUCCGCACCGGGCCGGGAUGGCAUCCCCUUCAAAGCGUGGCGUAAGAUAGUGGACUUAGCCACCGACGCCUUCCACGAAGCGUUCGAGGCGAUGAUCGCCCCCACAGGGCUCGACAUGGUCCAGGAGGCGUGGCACGAUUUCAACGAGAGUGUCAUGGUAUUCUUACCGAAGAAGCCCACUUCGACGCGAGCAGAUGGCACCGCG
Messenger RNA from Prorocentrum cordatum, 3663 nucleotides. Lineage: Eukaryota; Dinophyceae; Prorocentrales; Prorocentraceae. The record is from the annotation of a GenBank genome assembly.